Molecule: messenger RNA, 2858 nt
Organism: Anneissia japonica
Lineage: Eukaryota; Metazoa; Echinodermata; Crinoidea; Comatulida; Comatulidae
Product: amino acid transporter AVT3B-like
Exons: 7
Coding region: 27-1487 (486 amino acids)
Biological process (GO): amino acid transmembrane transport
Cellular component (GO): vacuolar membrane
Molecular function (GO): amino acid transmembrane transporter activity
Source: RefSeq, a predicted model, not a curated record
CUUGCUUUCUUUAAUUUUUUCCAGCCAUGGUAUCGUGUGGCCGAAAUUUUAUAGAUUUUGCCAAUGUGUUCAAAGCCUUUGUUGGGAGCUUUUAUCUGUCUGUUGCUUAUUGGUUCAGCCAGUGUGGUUUGAUACUCACUAUGGUGUGUAUUUUAGUGACUGCUAUAACAACAGACUAUUGCACUCAGCUGAUGAUUAAAUGUAAACAUGAAAUCAUAAAUAGAUUGACCAUAAUUGAUAAAAAAGAGCAAGAUAUAACUCCUGAAGAAAAAGCUCACCAGUUGCAAGAAAGGGAAAGGAUUGGUCGGAACCUCACAUACGCUGAAAUUGCAAAUAUAACUUUAGGAAAAAAUGCUGUUUAUGUGGUUAACACAGCAAUUUUUAUUACACAAUUUGGAUUUACUACCCAAUAUAUAAUAUUCCUUGGAAAUACAAUACAAGCAUUAUUUCCAUAUACUGCAAAUAAUUCAACCAAUAAUUCAAAUUUAGCGGAUGGCGAUAUUUACCCUGUGAACGAUAAUGCGAGAUUGACUACUGCACCGGUCUACGAGCUGACAGUUAUCAUACCAAUACCAUUUUUUAUUGCUUGUUCUUUGUUCCGGGAUGUCCGUAAGCUGGCGCCUGUAAGCCUGGCUGGCAAUAUGGCUAUCUUUUGUGGGUUUUUUGCAACGCUGGGAGUUAUCUACAGUGAUUUUCACAUAAUCGAAGAAAUCCAGUUUGCCCAAUGGGCUGCACUUCCACUUUGUUUUGGGGCAGUAUCAGGAGCUUUUGAAGGCAUUGGAACAGUAAUUCCAGUCGAGUCCAGCAUGGUAGGCAAUCGACACAUGUACCCAUGUUUCCUUCACCUGACAAUUGCCCUGCUAGCGUUGAUCUCAUCAACUCUUGGCGCCUCUGGCUACCUCAGAUUUGGAAGUAAUACUCAACAGAUCAUCAUUGAAAACUUGAUAGAAACUGAAGAGUCAACCUUACUCACCAUCAUCUAUUCAUUCAUCUGCCUAAGUGUUGCGCUCACCUAUCCGCUCCAACUCUUUCCUGUUUUAGGAGUAAUUGAGAAUGGUCUGUUUCUACCAGGAAAGAUAUUAGGUCCAAGGAAACUGAAGGCUGAUGACCAUGAUGAGCUGGACAAUGGCCAUAAUAUACAAAACCCUUUAAUUGACGAAAAUAAAGAAUUAGCAAUUGCCAUCCCAAAAUCGGUCCCUGCAUGGCAACGUAAUAUGCUUCGCAUUUCUCUCAUCUGCAUUCAAGUUGGUAUUGCAAUCCUUUUGAAAAACCAAUAUGCCUACUUUGGAAGUAUUGUUGGCACCAUUGGAGCGUGUGUCCUGGGAUACAUCUUACCCCCACUCAUUCACAUUAAGCUCUGGCGUCAUCAAGUGAGCUGGGCUUUUACUGCGCUAAAUAUAUUUAUUGUCUGCAUUUUUGGCAUUAUUGGAGGAAUAAUGAGUCUGUCUUUUGGUUUUAAAACUAUAAUUGAAAGACUGAUAAACUGAUUCAUCCGUAUUUUGUAUUUGUAUUUUUACAUUGUAAGCCGGGCACAUACUGCAUUUACGAUGGUUGUACGACAAUGCGCUAGGCAAUGCGACGGCGUCUACUGUUCUUCCGUGUUAGUCUGUAAUGAUUGUCAGUAGAAACGAUCCUUUCGUGCGAGGAAUGGGGUUUCGUUCUCCACAGAAGCGCUUCUGCCGUAGGUGCGCAACGAGAGCCUGGCUUUAAAUUUGAUAUCAACACUGAUCGUAAUUAAAAUCAAUCCUUUGUGCAUGCGUCGUGGCGUUCUGUUCUCCACAGAAUCGCCUCUGCUGACGACCGUAGGUGAUCAAUGAUUGCCCGGCUUUAAAUUUUAUAUCAAACUGGUAUGUAUGUAAUGCCAUGAUUUAAAUAAGAGAUCACAAUCACAAAUAUGAUACUUGAUAUACGAUGUCAAUAUGAGUUUCAAUAACUAAUUAAUAUUGAAAUAGAUUUUUAAAAAAACAAGUUAUAAUGUAUUUUGAAAUUGUAUUAUUAAGAUAUACUAUCUGCAAUGAGCUAAUUAACUUAAACAAUAUAAUUCCACGUUUUAAUUGCUCUUGAUAUUUGAUUAAAAUUAGAAUUUGUAAUUAGCAAUAAGAUUUCUGUAUUAAAAGGUGCAAGCUUGUAUUACCUAUUUAAAGGAACAACGUUUUUAACAGUUUUUAAAUUUGAAUACUAAUACUUUUACAUUAAAAUAUAUAUUUUUCGGUAAUGCAAUAAAAGCAGUUAUAAUGUGCUUUUCAGGUUAUAUAAUUAGUAUGGAACUUUUUACAAUUUUAUGCAGUAAUAUGUACAUAUUAAAGAUGUACUGUCUGUCAUUAGCUAAAAAAUUGAAAACAUUCAAUUCCAUUUUUUAAUUGCUUUAGUUAUUAAUUUACAAUUAAAAAUUAAUGAAAAGGAAUCCAGUCAACAGACAAUUAAAUAAUAUCUUUAUUUAUUAUUUUGUGUAGACCUUUAAAUUGACUUAAUCAAUUAAAGAAUUUUUGUGGUAAAAUGUCUAUAAAUCAGUGAAAACUUUUUUUUUUUUUUGGUUUGUGUCAGUUAUGAACUUAUUUGAUCCUUUUAAAGGUACUACUCAAAAAUUUAAUUUCAUUUUUGAGGCUUUGUUUCUGAUUUUUUUUAGUUGUACAUCUUUAGGUAAAUUAAUUAAGUUUAAUGUUUUCCAAUACCUCAUUAGUGAAAUAUUCAAAUGUAAUUGUCCAUAAAAAAAAAUGCAAUAUGUAUGUAUUUUUGUAAUUAAAGAUUUUAAUUGGGACACAAAAACUGAUAUAGAAUUUAUUUUGUAUGAGUUUCAUAUUGCUUGCUAUUACCGUAAAUUCUUGAAUAAGUGCAUGUGUGUUGCGUCAUAUUUUGUA